AUGGGGAACUCCCUGCUCUCCAUGCUCUAUCUGUACAUGUUUUUAUUCCAACGUCAGCUGAAGAAGCCCAUCGAUGCCAUUUUCAUGCACCUGACUGUGGUCAACAUCCUGAAUCUCACCUUCACAAUGUUGCCAGACAUCAUAGCAUGCUUCGGAAUCCAGCGAUUUCUGAACGAUGUGGGCUGCAAGGUGGUGGUGUACUUCUUAAGAGUCACCCGGGGACUGUCCAUCUGUACCACCUCACUCCUCAGUGCUUUUCAGGCCAUCACCAUCAGCAACAGCCAUGCUCAAUUGGUGUGGCUUAAAUCUAAGCCUUCCAUGUGGAUUUUCCCUUCUUUCCUCUUCUUCUGGGUCAUCAAUAUGGUCAUCUAUGUCCCGGUCAUUACAGCUAUGAAAGUCAAAAGCAAUUUCACCUUGGUUGGUCCUGGGUUUUCCAAUGCAUAUUGUGAGACUCGGCGGAUAGAAGACAAUAGAUCAUGGUAUUUCAUCUCUAUCUUAUUAUUUCGAGAUCUCGUGUUUGUUUUCCUCAUGAUCACCACCAGCUUCUAUAUGGUGACCUUCCUGUACCGACACCAUAAGACAGCCCGGCACCUCCAUAGUCCCAGGCUUGCUUCCCAGUUGGCACCUGAGAACAAGGCCACCCACACCAUCUUACUAGACCAGGACUGGAACUUGGUAUCUGAUGCUUUUGCUCAUCAUCUGCUGCUCCACAAGUUCCCUAUCCCUCCACUGGACACUCAACCUAGUUUGAAGUCUACUCCCCCUGUUAUCCUUCCUGUUCACAAUCUCUAUACACAGUUGGCACCCUGA
Dipodomys spectabilis (banner-tailed kangaroo rat) is the source of this 810-nucleotide messenger RNA. RefSeq names its product putative vomeronasal receptor-like protein 4. Gene Ontology annotation, cellular component: membrane. Lineage: Eukaryota; Metazoa; Chordata; Mammalia; Rodentia; Heteromyidae. Gene Ontology annotation, biological process: G protein-coupled receptor signaling pathway. The transcript has 2 exons. Bases 1 to 810 code for a protein of 269 amino acids. The record is from RefSeq and is a predicted model, not a curated record. Gene Ontology annotation, molecular function: pheromone receptor activity.